Prunus dulcis (almond) is the source of this 1857-nucleotide messenger RNA. Its product is annotated as protein O-glucosyltransferase 1-like. The record is from RefSeq and is a predicted model, not a curated record. Bases 155 to 1735 code for a protein of 526 amino acids. NCBI's taxonomy places the organism in Eukaryota, Viridiplantae, Streptophyta, Magnoliopsida, Rosales, Rosaceae. The transcript is spliced from 6 exons.
UAAAAUAAAACUCAAAGGGGCACUGAAGCUCUAGACUUCUAGAACUCCAAGUCUUCUACUUCAGUUCAACCGAAUUAAAGCAGACAAGGGGUUUUCUCUGUCUUCAAGUACGAAGAAUUAAAGAGCUGCCUGCCCAAUAUUUAUUUUUAGUUCAAUGUUGCGUGGGUCUCGCUUGGUCAGGCCUUUUCAGUUCCAAGGGACAAGUUCAGAUUGGCUGCCAUCUUCUAUCACGAAGAGCCCUGCAAUCGCUGCUGCCACUAACACCAUCCUCUUCUUGGGUCUCUUCAUAAUUUCUGCUGCCAUUUUGUUUUCUUAUUGGAUCCAAAUUUCCAAUUUUCAGAUUGGUAAUUCUGCAAACGAAACCAUAUUAAUCUCCAACAAGUAUCAGGAACCCUUUAAGGUGAUUGAAUUCCCACUCAACUGCUCUAUUGGCAGCAAUAUUAACCAGACACAAACCUGCCCAACAAGCUACCCUACAACCUUUGGCAACCUUGAUGAUCUUGAGCCAUCAUCAAGCCCAAUAUGCCCGGAUUAUUUUCGGUUCAUCCACCAGGACCUAAUGCCAUGGAAAGCCACAGGGAUCACAAGGGACAUGGUGGAGAGAGCAAAGGAAACGGCACAUUUUAGGCUAGUGAUUGUGAAGGGCAAGGCCUAUGUUGAAAAGUACAAGAAGUCCAUACAGACAAGGGAUGUGUUUACUAUAUGGGGCAUUUUGCAGCUUCUUAGGAGGUACCCUGGGAGACUGCCUGACUUGGAGCUCAUGUUUGACUGUGAUGACAAGCCGGUCAUCCGAUCAAGAGACUUCCGGGGACCAAACUCGACUCAGGUGCCGCCACUGUUCCGGUAUUGUGGUGACAGAUGGACUAAGGACAUUGUGUUCCCUGAUUGGUCCUUUUGGGGUUGGGCUGAGAUUAACAUAAAACCAUGGGAAGGUUUGUUGAAAGAUCUCAAGAAAGGCAAUGACAGGAGAAAAUGGAUGGAAAGAGAACCUUAUGCAUACUGGAAAGGAAACCCUUUUGUUGCCGAAAGCAGGAAAGACCUCCUCAAAUGUAAUGUCUCAGACUCACAGGAUUGGAAUGCUCGCCUAUUCAUCCAGGAUUGGAUCCUUGAAUCUCAGCAAGGCUUCAAGCAAUCAGAUGUAGCCAGCCAAUGCACGCACAGGUACAAGAUCUAUAUUGAGGGAUAUGCAUGGUCUGUCAGUGAGAAAUACAUUCUAGCCUGUGAUUCAGUAACACUAAUUGUUAAACCACAAUACUAUGAUUUCUUCACAAGAAGUCUGCAACCAGUGCACCAUUAUUGGCCUAUAAGGCAUGACGACAAAUGUAAAUCCAUUAAGUUCGCUGUCGAUUGGGGCAACAACCACAAACAAAAGGCACAAGCAAUUGGAAAAGCAGCAAGCGACUUCAUUCAGCAAGAGCUAAAGAUGGACUUUGUGUAUGACUACAUGUUCCAUCUGUUAAACAAAUACGCAAAACUCUUAAGAUUUGAGCCAAAAAUACCCGAAGGCGCGACGCAUUUGUGCUCGGAGAGUAUGGCUUGCCCCGCAGCUGAGUCUGAGAAGAAGUUCAUGACAGAGUCCUUGGUUAAGAGUCCAUCAGUGACAAGCCCCUGCACCAUGCCUCCUGCCUAUAAACCCCAAGCACUUGGAAACUUGUAUAGGAGGAAUAUCAAUUUAAAUAAACAAGUGCAGAAGUGGGAAGAUAAGUACUGGGAAAAUCUCUCCAAGCAGGAUUAGCUGUACAUUUUCACAUGGGCUAGUUACAGAUUACUUUUAAGAUUUAAUGUAAAGUACAUAAAAUAAUCACAAUUUGUCACCUGUUUGAAAUAAUAAGAAGAAAACUCAAACUACCAUCACCA